AUUCAUCCGUGCUAGAUGAGAUUAGUAUGCUUAUCAGAAAGUAUAAGUUAGAUUCUUUAAUUGGUCCUUGCAUUACUACAAGGGAAACGUUGAGCAAGUUUGAUAUAAGAGAAGGUCAAGCUUUUGUUGAGCAUACUAUCAAUAUUAAUGAUAAAUUUGUUAAUAUUGUUCAAAGUAAACCGAACGAAUCUGCAGUUAAAG
This is a messenger RNA of Racocetra persica, 201 nucleotides long. The record is from the annotation of a GenBank genome assembly. Lineage: Eukaryota; Fungi; Glomeromycota; Glomeromycetes; Diversisporales; Gigasporaceae.